UCCCUGGAAAUAAGUGCAUCCCCUGUUGGUGGUUUGUAAUGGCUGCUUAUUAUGGGUGCAAAAUAGAAACCAGUUAGCAGUCUCUUGUUGUUUUUUUAUUUACUUUUUUUCUCCCAAAGCACAACAAACCGCUUCCACCAUGACAAACGUGUACUCCUUUGACGGUAUCCUGGUAUUUGGUCUUCUUUUUAUUUGUACUUGUGCGUAUCUGAAGAAGGUUCCUCGCCUCAACAGCUGGCUGUUAUCAGAGAAGAAAGGCGUGUGGGGCGUCUUCUAUAAAGCGGCGGUAAUCGGGACCCGGCUUCACGUCGUCGUGGCGCUCUCCUGUUUGUGUAUGGCCUUCUAUAUGAUCUUUUUGAAAUGACAAUGAUUGAGCCGCCUCAUGGACACUAUUUGGAUGUUGAGGCCUGGAGUGCCAUUUGGAAAGUAAUACAACCGAAUCCAACCAUCAGGACACACACGGACUCUGCUCUACAUUCCUGCAUCCUACCUGUUUCUCUAUGUUGUAACCAUCUUGUCUCCCCUCAUAUGAUUAUUUGUCUUCGCCUCCAACUGGAGGUAAAUGCGUUUAAAUCGGAGUAAAGGAAGAAAUAAGAUUAAGGACAAAUGAUUUGUAUGAAUGUUUAGCUUUCACUUGUUAUUGUCACAGUUAAACAUGAAAUGGUGUUAGAAUGAAAAAGGUUCAAGACACUAUCUUCUUUUUUAAUUAUUUGUAAAUUGUUUAAUUUUUAUAGAAGCAAAGUGCUUAGUAAGGCUGUAGCUUGUCUGCACGCUUUAUUAAAUCUUAUAAUUGGUCAUAAA
Molecule: messenger RNA, 801 nt
Organism: Tachysurus vachellii
Lineage: Eukaryota; Metazoa; Chordata; Actinopteri; Siluriformes; Bagridae
Gene: tmem167b
Product: transmembrane protein 167B
Exons: 3
Coding region: 140-364 (74 amino acids)
Source: RefSeq, a predicted model, not a curated record